Messenger RNA from Camponotus floridanus (Florida carpenter ant), 1085 nucleotides. RefSeq names its product chitin-binding domain protein cbd-1-like. The record is from RefSeq and is a predicted model, not a curated record. The transcript has 3 exons. The coding region runs from base 334 to 1026 and encodes 230 amino acids. Gene Ontology annotation, molecular function: chitin binding. Gene Ontology annotation, cellular component: extracellular region. Lineage: Eukaryota; Metazoa; Arthropoda; Insecta; Hymenoptera; Formicidae.
UGUAUUAAGAACGGCACAGAUGUAUAAUAUAUCUUUUGUUAUAAAAAGAGCGAUAAAAAGAUGUGAUAUUUUUCGUUCAUCAUCCAUCGCGUAUCACAUUUUUUUGUCGCUCUUCAUCGAUAGACCAGUUUCGAUCUCUUCGACCGCUUUCGAUGCGAUACCAAAUAAAGAUCGAAGAGAUGGCAAUCUUGAAAGAGACCAGCCCCGAUGGGAAAUUAUUUACAACAGUACUGAUUCGUAACUCGACAUGCGUAUACAAUAAGAACAGAAACAACAGGUGUUUUGCAAUCUCGAGAGGAAGCAACAGCAAAAUUAUACUUGAUCUAUCGAUACAUGAACAUGAGACAAUUUGCAAUCGGCAUUAUUGUCCUGGAAGCUUCGUUGAGGAUCAGCGGAUUGUACACGAUUGUUGAGUGCCCGGCGGAAUUGCGGAGAGACAUCGCGGAAUACAGUGACUCAAAGCAGAUAAGCUGCAUAAUGCAGCUCUUAUGUCCACCGAAAGACCUGACAAAUUAUAAGAAUCACGUACAGGGUUAUCAGGUACACGAGUAUCUCGAUGACACCGAUCUCUCUGCAACGAUGUGCGAGAUAAAACUCAAGAUCAAUGUCGUGAAGAAUCUGAGUGUGAUCGAGACAGAAGAGGAAAAUCCGUGCAUCGAUCUCGUGCAUCACGAGCAUCAGGUGUUGCUACCUCAUUCGACAAAUUGCAGUUUGUUCUACAAAUGCGACUGGGGCAUGCCGAUGCUGUUUGAGUGUCCGGAGGAAUUGCAUUUCAAUCCUGUUCUCCAGGUGUGCGACUGGCCUUGGCAGGCCGGCUGCGACUCGUCCUGGAUCGGUUGCCCGCGACCAUUUCCACGAUGCCCGACUCGAUAUCCGGGUUUAUUGCCGCAUCCCUUUCUGUGCGAUCGUUUCUAUCAGUGCGAUUGGGGAACGCCGCGAUUACAGGCGUGCCCUGCAGGACUUUACUUUAAUUCACGACUCAAGAUUUGCGACUGGUCUUACAACUCUGAUUGUCAGAACUGUUGAGGUCGAAACAAAACGCGAUUCGCAAUUUUACGUCGCAAAUUGACAACCAAAUUUUAAAA